UUGCUGCUUCUCUCCCCAAUCUCCCUCUCGCUCGCGUCUUUAAACAUGGCGGCCAAAUUCUAUCUACACGUGCUACUGUUUGAUUCCUGAGUCUAUUAAAAGCUAUGGGGCGAUCAAGAAAGGGUUAUAACUGGAGAGCAAGACAAAGAAAUGAAGAGACRAAGUCCGAAAAAGUUGAAUCUUCAAAAAACACAGUUGUUCUUGAAGAUAGCUUGCAAAAAGAGGUUUAUAGCAAYUCUGUUGACGACACAAACGAGUUAAUAGUGGAAAACAAAGAAAAAGCUACACAUAAAACGAAACAAAAACUAGUGAAAGUCAAAAAGUUAUCGAAAAGUCAACGUAAACGUCUUGAGAAGGUCGUAGAGAAGAAGCAAAAAAAAGCUAGACGAGAAGCCAUUUUGAAGGAGUUAGAGAAACAUGCUGUUUCCCAAGAAGAACUAGAAAUGAUGAGCUCUGCCUCCAGACUUGGUCAACUAAACAGAAAAAGGAAGUUAUCUGAAACGGUCAAUGAAUUAAGUAAGGAAAUCGUUGAAGAUAAUGUCAUUUCUUCAAUUUCUAAGGGAAGAAAAAGAGCCAAGAAAAUUCGAUUGUUAGAAAGAGCUAUAAAACCCUUGCCUGUUCAAAGCGGUGUUACAGURGAUAAGCAUGAGUCAGAAUCAGACGAACAUGAAUCCGCCAGUGAUAAUGAAGACAGCAUUGACAAUAAUGAGAGUGACUGUGCUGAGAACAUUGAAAGGAACUCAGGUGAUGACAGUCAUUCCAUUGACAAUAUAGAAACUCCAAAAAGUGACAGUUAUAGUAUUAGCGAUCAAGAUAAAGAAACAAAUCAAGGGCAUUUGUCAAGUGGAAAGACCAAAGAAAUAAGUAGCAAUAUUCAAAAUACUGUGUCUCCAACCCCUUGCCCUGUAAAGCCUCGCAUACCUGCAGUCUUUGUUCAAGUAAACAGAGAUCCAGAAAUCCAAGCAGCAAGAUUACAACUUCCAAUUCUCAGUGAAGAGCAGUCAGUUAUGGAAGCCAUUAAAGACAAUGAUGUGGUUAUUGUUUGUGGUGAAACUGGAAGUGGAAAGACUACCCAGGUUCCUCAGUUCUUGUAUGAAGCAGGCUACACAAACAAUGGGAUGAUAGGCGUCACUGAGCCUCGCAGAGUAGCUGCAGUUAGCAUGUCUGAACGUGUUGCCAAGGAAAUGAACAUGGAUACCAGUAAAGUGUCUUACCAGAUUCGUUACCAAGGCAACUGUACAGAUGAAACAGUGAUUAAAUUCAUGACUGAUGGGGUCCUCUUGAAGGAAGUUGAGAAUGACUUUCUGUUGUCAAAAUAUUCUGUUAUUGUUGUAGACGAGGCUCAUGAAAGAAGUGUUUUUACUGACAUUCUUAUUGGUCUUCUGUCUCGUAUUGUACCAUUACGCAACAAACAAGGCAAAGAAUUAAAGCUAAUUAUCAUGUCAGCAACUCUACGCACUGAAGACUUCACUCAAAACACCAGACUCUUUUCCAAACCUCCAGUGAGUGUGAAAGUUGAUUCUCGACAGUUUCCUGUGACUGUACAUUUCAAUAAGAGAACGCCUGAUAACUUUAUUGAUGAAGCUUUUCGUAAAAUCUCCAAAAUCCACAGAACUCUUCCUGCAGGAGGUAUUCUUGUGUUUGUUACUGGUCAGAGUGAUGUCCAAAUUCUUUGCAAAAAGCUUCGCAGAUCAUUCCCAUUUCAUAAGGAUGGCAAAAAACAGGAUGGCAAAGAAASUGAACACAAUGAGUUUGAUUUGAAUCGGUAUCCAGUCCUUCCCCUGACUGAAGAAUAUGARCCUGAAGAUGAGGUUGAUGACUUUGAUGAGAAUGAGAGUUAUGAUGACAUGGAUGAYUCUGCAUAUACCUCCAUGGAAGACCACAGUCUACCAUUGUAUGUUCUCCCCUUGUACUCUUUGCUSUCCAACAAAGAACAAGCCAAGGUUUUCAAGGACCCUCCAGAUGGGACAAGGUUAUGUGUAGUGGCCACAAAUGUUGCYGAGACAUCACUGACAAUUCCUAACAUCAAGUAUGUAGUAGAUACAGGAAUGGUAAAACGCCGCUACUAUGAUAAAGUAACUGGAGUCUCGUCAUUYAGGGUUGGAUGGACAUCAAAAGCUUCAGCCAAUCAGAGAGCAGGUAGAGCUGGUCGUGUCGAGCCUGGACACUGCUACAGACUGUACUCUUCUGCAGUGUUCACCAAUGACUUUGAGGAGUUUGCUGAGGCAGAGAUUUCACGUCGGCCAGUGGAUGACUURAUGCUUCAGAUGAAGACCAUCAAUAUUAACAAGGUGGUCAAUUUUCCCUUCCCUACUCCCCCUAGUGACACUGCUCUACAAACUGCAGAGAGACUUCUCCUGGAUCUUGGAGCCCUGGAGAUGAAGAAAACCAUCAAAGGCAACACAAAUGCUGUCAUCACUGCUUUGGGGCGUACWAUGUCUAGUUUUCCUGUCUCGCCCAGGUAUGCAAAAAUGCUGUGUCUGGGACACCAGCAAAACUGUUUAGAAUAUAUCAUAGCUAUUGUAUCAGCCCUGACAGUCWAUGAGAUCUUCAUUGAUGACAUAAAAGCAGCAGGAUUUAGUGGCAACAAAGARGAAUUCAAGAAAAGAGUUGCAAAGAUAACACAACUCAGAAGAAGCUGGGCAGGAUUUGGUGAACCUCAAAAGCUGGGUGAUCUCAUGGUUCUUUUGCGYGCUGUAGGAGCUUGYGAGUAUGCAGGAUGUACYGAAAAGUUUUGCUUUGAGAAUGGCCUGCGCCAUAAGGGUAUGGUGGAAAUCAGAAAACUUAGAACUCAAUUGACAAAUGUCACAAAUCUUGUCAAUCCAAAUUCACAAGUUAAAGUUGAUCCUCARAUGAAACCACCAACUGUAGAGCAGUGUAAAGCAUUGCGUCAGAUAGUGCUGUCUGGGUUAGGAGAUCGUGUGGCCCGAAAGAUCCCUUCACAGGAGCUGAAGGACCCAAAGCUGAAAAAUGCUUACAUCUCUGAYUCCCUUGAAGAUCCAGUUUUCAUUCAUCCAAAGUCAGCCUUGUUUCAAGUGUUGCCUGAGUUUGUUGUAUACCAGGAAGUCAUGGAGACCACAAAGUUAUUUAUGAAAGGUGUCACUGYGAUUGAGCAAGAGUGGUUACCAGUAUUGCUUCCCAACAAGUGUUCCUUCUCCAAACCUGAAGAGAUCCCUCAACCUCGUUUUGAUGAUGAGUCAGGCACUGUUAAGUGUCACAUUACUUGUACCUUUGGAUCAAGAGCAUGGCAAAUCCCUGUACAAGAGCUCGAGUUUCCUUUUGGCCUUGACAGAUAUAGGUGGUUUGCAAGAUUUCUCUUGGAAGGAAAAGUAAUUCCAGCUUUGCUUGAGUAUGUCCCCGUCCUUCUCGGCACUCCAAUAUCAAUGAUAAAGUCAUGGUCUAAGCUACAACCAAGAACACAAGUGCUGCUCUCUGAGCUUGUUAGUGCUGAAGCUGACAACAGAGACAAACUUGUCAAAGCUUUCCAGRWGGAUAACAAGUUUCUCCUUAAUGCUUACAAACAGUGGAUACCACAAAGUAAACACAAAGAAUURUCAGCAUCAUGGCCUCCUUGUUAAAGAGACAGAACAUUUUGAUCAGAAUAGCAGCUAUCAAAGACAGUACUCAURGUGUAAAGAAAACCAAACAAUGAUACUAGCAGCAGAAGUWAUACUGGGAAAAUAACAACUGCUUUUCAGGCAUAUACAGUUUAAAAAAAUGAAUUUGUAUUUUUGACAUAUGAUCUAUCCAUACAAAAUAGGUUUUUGAAUUGAAAACAUUUUGAACAGACAUUUUAUAACUCUAGUUAUUUUAACUAAACCAGGGUGUUUUGACUUAUGUGUAAUUGAGUAGCAGUAUAUAAUAAAUUAACAAUUGUAAUUGUUAACAAAAUAUUAUUUCUAAUUUGAUACAAGCCUCUCCCAAAAAAUACCAUGUAUGGGAUUCCUGUGGUGAUGUAUUAGUAGUCUUCUCUCCUUGAACAUCACCACAGAAAUCCUGAAAAGAAUUUGUGCAUUUAUUUGUGCCAUACAACACUUUGCAAGAGGCUUGCGUUUAUUACCACAAGUCCUGGAUGAAAUGCCACCACUGUUCCUGGCACAGCAGAACUACCAACUAUAAAAACACCUAGAAAUGUUGAUUGUGAUUGGUUAUUGUCUAUUUAUCUAUGUACCUAUGACUAUUUAUCUAUGUACCUAUAACAAUUGUCAAAAUAUACCUUUUCCUGACUCAGAA
Exaiptasia diaphana is the source of this 4233-nucleotide messenger RNA. Its product is annotated as probable ATP-dependent RNA helicase DHX37. The transcript has 2 exons. The record is from RefSeq and is a predicted model, not a curated record. Gene Ontology annotation, cellular component: nucleolus; intracellular anatomical structure. Gene Ontology annotation, molecular function: ATP binding; RNA binding. NCBI's taxonomy places the organism in Eukaryota, Metazoa, Cnidaria, Anthozoa, Actiniaria, Aiptasiidae. Bases 105 to 3578 code for a protein of 1157 amino acids. Gene Ontology annotation, biological process: maturation of SSU-rRNA from tricistronic rRNA transcript (SSU-rRNA, 5.8S rRNA, LSU-rRNA).